Messenger RNA from Lingula anatina, 2381 nucleotides. RefSeq lists its product as uncharacterized. Gene Ontology annotation, biological process: negative regulation of phosphatase activity; positive regulation of cilium assembly; positive regulation of centriole elongation. Gene Ontology annotation, molecular function: phosphatase binding. Gene Ontology annotation, cellular component: centriole. NCBI's taxonomy places the organism in Eukaryota, Metazoa, Brachiopoda, Lingulata, Lingulida, Lingulidae. The record is from RefSeq and is a predicted model, not a curated record.
GUUUAACGUCAAGUGGAGAUGGAUACAUAUGUGCAUGGUCGAAAUCUCGGUAACUUUUGAAUUGAAGUAAUAGGUCCUGGAUAGAAAGAUUGGAGAUGUAAGAAGAUUAUAGUACUGUCACACUAAACAAACAACAUGGCAGCUCAUAUAAAUUGUCACGAGUCUCAACCCCAACCCCACACCUACCCUCCCUCCUUACCACCCCCCUCAGAACAUGGACCCAUCUCAGGCUAUGACUAUUACCAUCAUGCUAUGAUGAACAUAGGGAGACUCUAUUCUCAUCCACAAGGGGUGUCAGGUUAUGAGUUUACCCCUGAGCUAAGCACAGAUAUGCCACUGAAUAAGCACAGAAGAUCAGGAACUGCAGCAAGACAGAAACUAGACUAUGGAGACCCUAGACCCAAAGGAGGGGGUUACCUUUAUGGAAGAGGGGGUCAUGAGGAUGAGGAUGUCACUCCUAAAAGUUACAGACCAUCCCCUACACAGACAGGAAUGGCCUUUCCUAGCAAAGUACUUCCAGAUCCAGAUCUUCUGAUUACACCUGAGAAACUACCAGGACUUCCAGGAGCGACAGGACUAGUGCCAGAUCACACCACCAGAGGGCAGCACAGGGUGAGGUUUGAUGAUGUCAUUCAAAUGAAGUCCCCUCCUGACAGCUUUCAUAGUCAGAGUACAGACUCAGCCACCACACAGGACAGUCCUGGGACAGAGACCCCUGGUGUCCAGAAUGCCAAAGAUUGUAUAGAUGUAGAGGGCGUUUCUGUAACAGGACACUCCAAAAACAAGCCUGAUGUUAUAAAUACCACAAAAAAUGACACUGGCUCCCAUUAUAAUAAUGGAAAUGUUAAAAAUGGACUCCACUCACAAAUUAAAGUGACAAGGCAUUCCAAGGACAAGUCCAGCAUAGAAAGUCAAAUAGAUGCCUUAAAAGACUUAUUGAUAGAGACACGAGAGAAGGAAAUGGGUUGUGGAAGUAAAGUAUACAGAUAUAGGACUAAAGAGGAUGAUUUGUCGCAGGCUACUCAACCUGCAACCAAGAUAAAUGGCUACCAGAUAAGUGAAAACACAAGUAAAGGUGAUGCUUUUCCUUCCACGCAGGGGAAAUCCAAAAGCGAAACAACAGUUAAGCCAGGAAAUAAAAAAGACAAUAAAAAUUUUGUUGGGAAAAUUUCUUUAGGUGUCAAAACUAAAGGUAGCACUGCAAUUGAAGAGAACACUGAUUCAAGAAAAGCCAUCAGACAAAAUGUGAAGAGGGCCCAGUCUGCCCCUCCCUCACAGAGCCACAGAACAGCCCCAGGUGUUACAUCUGCCAUUAGGAGCCAGACACUUCAGAAGAGAGGCUAUCAUUACCCAGCCAGUAAAGUAGAGGGUCAGCUCCAACAGAAGUCCGGGUCAGAAGAGAACAUUUAUGCCAGGCCAGAAUUCCACAGCACAUUGAAGGUGGCCUCAGAGCUGAAGACAGUGAAAGCAUCAACAAUUGAUGUGGCAGCCGCAGUGGAAAACAGACUACAGACAUCCCAGAGAGUGAAAACUAAAGUUACAGAAAAGGCUGUUGGUCAGGUCAACAAGCAGAAGGACAGUGUCCAGUUCACCAAACUGAUGGGACUGGACGUCCCAGUUGAUGAACUGGCCGCGGUCGUGGAGGUAGAGAGGUCAGCCAAGGUCAAGCCGGUGGUCAAACCAAAAGCAAGGGCCAAGUUUCGAGAGCCAGACAUCAUGGACUUCUUCACUCCGGACCUGCAACGAGAGAGCGUCAGUUUUUCCACCAGGUCCGUGCCGCUGUCCAAACCCAAACUGAGGACAGCGGACCCUGGACACGCCUUCGACUUGUUCUUACAUAUCAGCUCUUGGGAAGACUGAUGUCCAACACGGACCAUAUAGAACUGUCUCAGGAAGAGACUUAAGUCAGUUUCUGGGAUAAUACUCAAGCCAACUUAGAAUUAACUGACUAAUUCAGUUUCUAGGCUAAAAUUGUAGCCAAUUUGGAAUUAGCUGUUUAAGUUUUGUCACACAAAUGAUCUAAAAAGGAUGUCCCGUGGAAUUUGUUUCCUUUUUCUUUAUGAAACAAGCACCAGGAGUAUAAACACGUUUUGUGAUGAAUAUGGUAUUAAAGGGGAUGCCAAAUGCUGAAUUAGUGAAUUAAUGCCAUGUAAACAGAAAGCUCCUUACUUGGGUUCAGAAUUUAUUAGUGAGUGCAUGUAGAUUACAGAAUCUGACUUGAUUCAUGUGAAGGUUGGGUUUCCAUGCUUUUGAAUUUUGCAAGUAUUUGGUGGCUUGUAUUUAUCAUUGUAAAUAAUAUAUGUAAAUUUUGUACAAUGAUGCUAAAUAUUACUCUAGUAUGUAAAUUUGCUAAUGUAUACAGAAAAGGGCGAUUGACGAGG